Protopolystoma xenopodis is the source of this 294-nucleotide messenger RNA. The record is from the annotation of a GenBank genome assembly. NCBI's taxonomy places the organism in Eukaryota, Metazoa, Platyhelminthes, Monogenea, Polystomatidea, Polystomatidae.
UUGUUUACCUACCUCUUUAAAAUUUCUUUCAGGGUGCUUGACGCUUCUGGUUCGGAAGUCGAGCUUUUCUCUUCCGUAGAUUGUAAAGGCAUUCUUGGCAAGGAUAGCCGCACUUACAUUCUUGACUUGUUGCGUACUUUCCCACCUGACGCAAACUACUUGGGGGGCUCGGGCUUGCCAAAGCAACACCGACCUAUGCUACCCGAGAGUCUCACGCGACUCGGUUAUCCAUUCACGCAUCGCCAUCUGCUAGCAACUCUUCGGCAAGAGUUAAUUGAGGCUUUUGUUGAGUGA